AUUUAUUGUUUAUAUUGGUGGUCGAAUUGGUAUAUUUGGUGGUAAUCCAAAACGAUUAAUUCAUGAUAUGCAAUUAUUACAACCAACAAUUACAGCCUUAGUACCACGAUUACUAAAUCGUUAUCAUGAUAUUGUAAUGGAAAAUGUAUUAAAGCAAAAUAUUAUCAAACGAUUCAUCUUUAAUAUAGCAUUAAAAUGCAAAUUACGACAAUUAGCCAAAGGUCAACUUCAUUUCAAUACAAUAUGGGAUAAGACAGUAUUCAAAAAAACUCGAGCUCUUCUUGGUGGUCAAAUGCGAUUAAUUACAUCUGGUGGCGCACCAAUUUCCGCCCAUGUGAUGAAUUUCUCACGGGUUGUUUAUGGUUGUUUAUUGAUUGAAGGCUAUGGUCAAACAGAAUGUUCCGCAGCUGGUACCAUAUCAUUACCAUUUGAUACAAUUGGUGGACAUGUUGGUGGACCAGCGGUUUGGGCACAAGUAAAAUUAGUGGACGUAAAAGAAAUGGGAUAUAGUGCGGAUGAAAAUAAAGGUGAAGUAUGUUUCCGUGGUGCUGGUCUUAUGGAUGGUUAUUUUAAUGAUCCACAACUUACAUCACAAACUGUAGAUCAAGAGGUUAAUCUUCAAAAAUUUAUUAAAAAAUUAAAUUAUUAA
This is a messenger RNA of Loa loa (African eye worm), 649 nucleotides long. RefSeq lists its product as hypothetical. The record is from RefSeq and is a predicted model, not a curated record. Lineage: Eukaryota; Metazoa; Nematoda; Chromadorea; Rhabditida; Onchocercidae. Gene Ontology annotation, biological process: long-chain fatty acid metabolic process. Bases 68 to 649 code for a protein of 193 amino acids. The transcript is spliced from 4 exons. Gene Ontology annotation, molecular function: long-chain fatty acid-CoA ligase activity. Gene Ontology annotation, cellular component: endoplasmic reticulum; membrane.